Molecule: messenger RNA, 567 nt
Organism: Alternaria arborescens
Lineage: Eukaryota; Fungi; Ascomycota; Dothideomycetes; Pleosporales; Pleosporaceae
Exons: 1
Coding region: 1-567 (188 amino acids)
Source: RefSeq, a predicted model, not a curated record
AUGCCUGACAAUUCCGAAUCAGUUCCUUCUACUCACAGCUUCCUCGCGCUAGUAUUCGUCUCGACCCUCUUCGCAGGCUACAUCAUCCUCCCAGCAGCCUUCCCGCAACCCAGGACAAAAUACGACUACACAGGAUGCAUAGAAUAUCCGGAAUAUUGGGAUUGCCCAGGAGAUUAUGUUGAUACAGAACCCGAAAUCAUACAACUUCCUCUUUUACUCUAUCUCUCUGCCUUGGCCUGCAGCACAGGCGUAUUAGGUUGUUUGUGUCUAUGGUGGAAAUACCAGAGGAACUACAAAUGGCUGAUGAAGAGGAUCUUGAUGCCAGCUUUGUGUAAUAGUUGUGCGGGACUUUGGUCAGCACUUGUGAUCGCAAACGACGCGGAGAAGAGAGGAUAUAGCAGAACUAUGAGGGUGGCUAUGGUUGCUCCAUCGGCUGGGUCAGUGGUGGCCGCGGGAUUAGGUUUGGGGUAUUAUGCUGUGAUGUCGUGGCUUUCUAAGCGAGGGCAGGACGUGAAGCCUGCGGCUUUAGAAAGAGGCAAGAAAAAUAGGCAGGAUGAGGAUAGCUAG